Messenger RNA from Papaver somniferum (opium poppy), 540 nucleotides. Its product is annotated as F-box/kelch-repeat protein At3g06240-like. Bases 1 to 540 code for a protein of 179 amino acids. Lineage: Eukaryota; Viridiplantae; Streptophyta; Magnoliopsida; Ranunculales; Papaveraceae. The record is from RefSeq and is a predicted model, not a curated record. The transcript has a single exon.
AUGGGAAGAAGGGACAGUUAUGGUUUAGCCUAUAUUUAUACUCUUGGAUCAAAUUCUUGGAAAUCUAUUCAAACCAUCCCUUUUGAGUUUAAUUUAAAUACAGAGUCGACUGAGGAGAUUGUUUGUGGAUCUCUUCAUUGGUUAAUCGACACCCCGAUCAACUCCAAGGCUAUCUAUUCCUUGGACAUCAUCCAGGAGAGACUAGAAGAAUUGCAACUACCAGAAGAACCUCUGGUGAAGAAGCAGAAAUUCACUGUGAGAAAGUGGGAUGAGUCUGUUUGUCUACUGGUUAAUGCUGAUAACAAUAAUAUUCAAUUUUAUGUGUGGGUGAUGCAGGAGUAUGGAGUUAAGGAUUCUUGGUCUAAAAAAAUUUCCGUCACCCUAAGAUCGGUGGACGAUUCUCUUUCUAGUACGAUGUGGUCUUUCAAGAAUGGUAAGAUUCUACUUAAGACUAGCAGUGAUUUAGUACUAUAUGACCCAAAGAAUGCAAGUCCAAGAGAAUCAUAUAUUCGUUAUCAAAUGCUGGAGGGCGAAGUGUAG